UUGCAAAACAAACGUUCUGCUGAACGCACCCAUUGAGAAACGAGAAGAGUAUAUCCAGCGAUGUUUUUCCUUACGCGUUAAUUUAUAGCAAGUAAUAUCCAAUUUUCUUUUCGUUUAAAGUUGUGCUUAUAACAAUAAAAUGGCAUCACUUGCUCGCGUUGGUAUCAUCAAACUCGGAUACAAUAACCUUACUAGGCAAUUAUGUAAGGUAACAGCUACCAGCAAUGUGAUACAAUUGGCCUUCAUUACACAAAAAGCGAAACGAGUGAAUCGACGACGACUUCCACCGUUUGAUUAUCUGCAUAAGAAAUAUGGAUUUUGGUCGCAGUUGUUUGACCCGAUGGUUGAUCGUUGCGAUGAAAAUUCUAAGGUGAUCGUCGUCGAGGGUCCGAUUGCUGCAGGAAAGUCUAAGGUAGCCGCGAAGUUGGCAGAGGAAUUUGAGAUGGUCUAUCUACCACCGCCGACCUUCGAUGAGUAUUAUAUAAAUGAAUAUGGAUAUGAUAUACGUACGCUGGACGACAGAUUGUCUGUGGGCUCACAAUCGUGUGAUGUGCAAAAAUUUCUGACAGAUCCCUAUCAUCUCAAUGUGCCCAUGUUUCAAUUUCAUUAUUUUCAAUUUAAAUUUGAUCAGUACAUCACUGCUCUACUGCAUUUGCUCUCGACUGGCCAAGGAGUGGUGCUUAACCGUUCUUUCUAUACUGAUUAUUUAUUCGUAAAAGCGAUGACAAAUGCUGGUUACAUGCGUUCAGAGGCAUUAAAAUUUUACAACGAUAUCGUAAACAUCGCUAAGUCACAGAUGUUGAGGCCUCAUUUAAUCAUUUAUUUGGACUUACCUGUGGAUGCAGUUAUGGAAAAAAUAAAAAAACGUGGCAUACCAUACGAAGUAAAUUCGAAAGUUCUCACUUCAGAGUAUCUCCAAGAUAUUGAAAAUAUAUACAAAUUGGAUUAUUUGAAAAAUAUUGUAUCACAUUCUCAUGUGCUAAUUUAUGACUGGACAAACGAGGGAGAUAUUUCUUCCAUAGUCGAGGAUAUUGAAAUGCUUAAUUUUGAUUACGAUAAAACAGCUAAAAAAAUGUCUGAUUGGAGAUUCGAAAACGUUCAGGAACUUCGAAGUAAAAGGAAACUUUAUGAAAAUCGAUAUUUCUUACAUUUAGACUAUUGGAGAAACGAAUAUUCAGUACCAGAAUUGCACUACACAGCUGAAGAAAUGGAAGAAAAGUAUGAAGCAAUGAAAAUGGUACCUGGACAUAAGUACGUUAAAGGAUAUAAUAACAAGUUAGGAGAUAAAAAUAUUUUGUGGAAAAAGGAUCCUAUUUUUUAUUUAUCAACUCUAAGACCUACUGCACGCGAAGUAGACGUAGUGAUUAAAGAAAUGAAGAAACUGAAGGCCGCGUCGAUGCAGUGAGAGCAAAAAAGUGAUAUAUCUAGGAAAGAAAUAGAGCUUGUAAAUAAUAAUUAAAGUAAAAAUAAAUUUUACUUUCAACCCU
Mycetomoellerius zeteki is the source of this 1487-nucleotide messenger RNA. It is a transcript of the gene ND-42, whose product is annotated as NADH dehydrogenase (ubiquinone) subunit ND-42. Gene Ontology annotation, biological process: mitochondrial electron transport, NADH to ubiquinone. Lineage: Eukaryota; Metazoa; Arthropoda; Insecta; Hymenoptera; Formicidae. The coding region runs from base 140 to 1405 and encodes 421 amino acids. The record is from RefSeq and is a predicted model, not a curated record. Gene Ontology annotation, cellular component: cytoplasm; respiratory chain complex I. The transcript has 4 exons.